Pyrgilauda ruficollis (rufous-necked snowfinch) is the source of this 2478-nucleotide messenger RNA. RefSeq names its product kelch domain containing 4 (gene KLHDC4). Lineage: Eukaryota; Metazoa; Chordata; Aves; Passeriformes; Passeridae. The record is from RefSeq and is a predicted model, not a curated record. The transcript is spliced from 12 exons. The coding region runs from base 356 to 2125 and encodes 589 amino acids. Gene Ontology annotation, molecular function: protein binding.
UCCGGGGUAUCCCGGCCCGAUGUGAUCCCGGGGUAUCCCGGUGUGAUCCCGCCGCAAUCCCGGGGUAUCCCGGCGUGUCCCGGCCAGUCGCUCUGUGAUCCCGGGAUAUCGCGGCCCGGUCCGUUGUGAUGCCCUUGUGAUCCCGGGGUAUCCCGGCCUCGUCGCGCUCUGAUCCCGCUGGAAUCCCGGUGCAAUCCCGGGAUAUCUCGGUGUGACCCCGGUGUUAUCCCGCUGGAAUCCCGCUGUGAUCUCGUCCCGGCCCCGUCCCGCUGUGAUCCCGCCGUGAUCCCGGCGUAUCCCGGCCCCGUCCCGCUGUGAUCCCGCUGGAAUCCCGGCGUAUCCCGGCCCCGCCGCCAUGGGGAAGAAGGGGAAGCGCGACAAGAAGGGGAAAGGCGCCGAGAAGACGCUGGCGAAGAUGGAGAAGAAGGUGUCCCGCCGAGCCAAGAAGGACGAGGAGGAUCUUGAAGCCCUGAUAGCAGAAUUCCAGAGUUUGGAUGCUAAAAAGACCCAAGUAAUUGAGUCUUCCUGCCCACCCCCCUCACCCAGGCUGAACUGCUCCCUCUGUGCUCACCCUGAGAGAGACGAGCUGAUCCUUUUUGGAGGUGAAUAUUUCAAUGGCCAAAAAACCUACCUGUACAAUGAGCUGUACAUUUACCACAUCAGGAAGAACAGCUGGGCCAAGCUGGACAUCCCCAAUCCACCUCCGAGGCGUUGUGCUCACCAGGCAGCUGUGGUGCCCACGGCUGGGGGGCAGCUCUGGAUCUUCGGCGGCGAGUUUGCCUCUCCCAACGGGGAGCAGUUCUACCACUACAAAGAUCUCUGGGUCCUGCAUUUGGCCACCAAGACCUGGGAGCAGAUCAAGGCACCAGGAGGGCCCUCUGGACGAAGUGGACAUCGGAUGGUUGUGUGCAAAAGGCAGCUGAUCAUCUUUGGAGGUUUCCAUGAGAGUGCAAGAGAUUUCAUAUACUACAACGAUGUGUACGCCUUCAACCUGGACUCCUUCACCUGGAGCAAGCUGGCUCCUGCAGGGAUGGGGCCUGCUCCAAGGUCUGGCUGUCAAAUGACUCCCACCCCUGAGGGCAACAUCAUCAUCUAUGGGGGCUACUCCAAGCAGAGGAUCAAGAAAGAUGUGGACAAAGGCACCCUGCACACAGAUAUGUUCCUGCUGAAGGCUGAAGGGGCAGGCAAGGAGGAAGACAGGUGGAGCUGGAGCAGGCUCAGCCCCUCUGGAGUGAAGCCCAGCCCCAGGUCUGGCUUUGCUGUGGCCGCUGCUCCCAACAACCGCUGCCUCCUUUUUGGGGGGGUGCACGAUGAGGAGGAGGAGGAGAGCCUUGAGGGGGACUUCUUCAAUGACAUUUAUUUCUAUGACAUCGGGAAGAACCGCUGGUUCCCUGCACAGCUCAAGGGCCCAAAAUCAGAGAGGAGGAAGCGCAGGCGUGGCAGACAGGCUGAGGCAGAGGCUGCUGGAGGGGAGGAGCUGCAGCUGCCACCUCCCCAGGGCCCCCUGGAGAUCGUCAAGGAGGUGGUGGCAGAAGAUGGCACCGUCAUGACCAUCAAACAGGUGAUCCCUGGAGCUGCAGAAGACAAGGACAGGUCUUGCUCAGAGGAGGAGGAGGAGGAGGAGGAAGGUGGAACCCUCGGCCAGCCCGUGGAGCCAUGCCCACGCUCCAGUGCCAUGGUGGCAGUGAAGCACGGGGUCCUCUACGUUUAUGGGGGCAUGUUCGAGGUGGGUGACCGCCAGGUGACCCUCAGUGACCUGCACAGCAUCGACCUGCACAGGAUGGACCAGUGGAAGGUGCUGCUGGAGAUGGAUCCAAAAACCCAGGAAUGGCUGGAGGAGUCAGAGUCAGGUGAAGAGGAGGAUGAUGAUGUGGAAGGUGCAGAGGGAGGGGAGGAAGAAGAAGAGGAGAGCUCUGAAGAGGAGAGUGAAGAUGAGGAAGGGGAGCAGCAGCACCCAGCAGUGCAGCCUGGGGAGGCCCAGGCCCAGUACCUGGCCAGGACAGAGCAGUACUGGCUCGGGCUGGCCCGCAGCCACAUGGGCCCCGAGGCCAAGGACAAGAAGGUGCUCAAGGUGGCUCAUGCCAUGGCCAAGACUUUCUAUGAAGAUCCCAUCCAGAUGUCCUGAGGCUGCUCCUGGAGUGAAGGAACGUGCUGGGAGCAGCGGCCAGCCCUGCUGAGCUCAGCCCCAUGUCCAUGCUGGCUGCAGCCUUUCCCUGCUCUGGGCUGACCAUCCUGGAGGGAUGCUCUGCAUCUACUGGUACUCCUGGGAAUGCUGUGGGAGGCUCUUGAGGAACAGGAUUGCUGUCCAAGCACUUGUUCUGCUUGUUCUGGGCUGUAAAACACUGACUUUGUUGUUGCAAAGUUGUUUGGGGUCUUUCAGGACAACUGUGCACAUGACAAUGGUUCACUGGUCCCAGAUUCCUGACUGGGGUCAGGACAUGUCUCCAGGUUUUCCUACAAUAAACUCACUUGGUUAUA